Glycine soja is the source of this 2064-nucleotide messenger RNA. Its product is annotated as protein NRT1/ PTR FAMILY 2.8-like. Gene Ontology annotation, biological process: transmembrane transport. The record is from RefSeq and is a predicted model, not a curated record. Gene Ontology annotation, cellular component: plasma membrane. NCBI's taxonomy places the organism in Eukaryota, Viridiplantae, Streptophyta, Magnoliopsida, Fabales, Fabaceae. The transcript is spliced from 3 exons. Gene Ontology annotation, molecular function: transmembrane transporter activity. Bases 180 to 1928 code for a protein of 582 amino acids.
UUUAUAAUAUGAUCUUACCUAACAUUAUAUACUAAAAAUCAAAUUACAUUUCUGCAUUUUCUCUGCUUCUAUAAAUUGGAAGGUCUUUGGCUCUUUCCUGUCACAUGCUACUCCAAAAGAAAGAUUAAAACCCUUAGUGCAAGAAGAGGUGUUGGUUUAUAGAAUUGUUGGUGGAAGAAAUGGUGAAUGAAAACCAUUCUUCAGAAAGCCAAAAUCAUUUACCAUACCUUCCUCAUUCUUCUUCUGCCAGAAAGAAACUAGGAGGAUGGAGAGCAGUCAGAUAUAUUCUUGGGAACGAGACAUUUGAGAAGUUGGCUUCUAUGAGUUUGAUAGCCAACUUGGUGCUAUACCUUCGUACCCAAUACAACAUGGACACUACAGUUUCUGUAGAGGUGUUCAACAUUUGGGCUGGUUCUGCAAAUUUUCUGCCAUUAGUGGGUGCUUACUUAGCUGAUGCCUAUAUGGGAAAGUUCAACAUGCUCCUCAUUGGCAGCAUUGCUUCAUUUCUGGGAAUGGUAUUCAUGGCUCUAGGUGCUGGUAUACCAUCUUUAAGACCUCCAAGCUGUCCUACUCAGUCUAAUUGCAUAGAACCCACAGGAUCACAGCUUGCUAUCCUUUAUUCAGGGCUUGCAUUGUUUGCAAUAGGCUCUGGAGGCCUAAGACCCUGCAACAUUGCCUUCGGAGCUGAUCAAUUUGAUACCAAAACCGAGAAAGGGCGAGCUCAAUUAGAGAGUUUCUGCAAUUGGUGGUACUUUUUGUUCACAGUAGCCCUUUUGGUGGCUCUUACUGUGGUAGUGUACAUUCAGACUAAUAUUAGUUGGUUUCUGGGUUUUGUCAUUCCCACCGUGUGCUUUGCCUUCUCUUUAACCAUUUUCCUGUGGGGACUCAACACAUAUGUUCGCUCGAAGCCCAAAGGAAGCAUCAUCACUGACUUGGUAAAAGUAGCUGUUGCUGCCGGUAGGAAACGCCAUGUUAAAUUGGAUUCUGAACUCUCAUUCCAUGAUCCACCACUUGCUUCUGAGUCAGAACAAAGCCUCACAAAACUUGCUCACACCAAUAGGUUCAGAUACUUUGAUAAAGCUGCUGUUGUUACAGAUCCAAGUGAAAGGGAUAGCAAUGAAAAAACUGUUGAUAGUUGGAGGUUAUGCAGUGUGCAGCAAGUGGAAGAAUUGAAAUCAAUAUUAGCUACAUUACCAGUUUGGCUAGCAGGAAUUAUAUGUUUUUUCUCUAUGGGACAAGCAAGCUCCUUUGGCAUCCUUCAAGCAUUGCAAACAAACAAGUCAAUUGGACCAAAUUUCAGUGUUCCACCAGCAUGGAUGGGUCUAGUACCCAUGAUAGCUCUUUCCUUAUGGAUUUUCCUUUAUGAGAAAAUCUAUGUCCCUUGGACUAUGAAAGCAACCAAAAGGGGCAAAAGGUUGUCAAUUGAAAACAGAAUAUUGAUAGGAAUUUUGUUCUCCAUUGCCUGCAUGGUGGUUUCUGGCCUAGUAGAGGUGCACCGCCGCGAUGAUGCACUGAAACAUGGAUCAUUUGAGUCACCCUCAAGCAUUUGGUGGCUUGUGCCACAGUUUGCACUAUCUGGGUUGGUUGAGGCCUUUGCCGCAAUUCCCAUGAUGGAGUUGCUCACCUCAUACUGGCCCGAGAGCAUGAAGACACUAGGCGGUGCAACGUUUUUUCUCAGUUUAUCUAUUGCCAAUUACUUGAACACUAUUCUUGUAAGGAUCGUAGUGGCAGUGACAAGGAAUAGCAGAAGACCAUGGUUAGGUGGCAAUGACUUGAAUAAGAAUAGGCUUGAGUACUAUUACUACACCAUUGCUGUUCUUGGAGGGUUGAAUUUGUUGUACUUUCAGUUCUUUGCUCGUCAUUACCUGCACACUGAAAUGCUCCAAAGACCGGGUAGAAAUGAAGCAGAAGAUGAAGAAAAACAAUGACAUAGACCAUAAGCAGCCUAAUUCCACACACUUCUCAUCUAACUUUUUUUGAAAGUCUACACUUGUCACUACCCGAAAAAGAAUUGCAUGUGAUUAUCAAUAUCAAUUAGGAUAAAUAAUAACUUUUAUUAGUGAA